AUGGCGCAGAACAUAACAAAUACUUUGAAAUACGCGAGGUUCAUCGCCUUAGCACAUAUCAUUGUCGGAGUGUUGCUGUUUGUGUUUGGAAUCAUCGAUCGUCUACAUGGCUAUUUUUGGACAGGGUAUGGAUGCUUUGGUAUUUGGUGUGGAGCUUGGGUAGGUUGAUUUGUGCAUUUACGACUUUAAUUUUUUUUGCGUCAACUCUAUAACACAAGCAAAAGUUAUAUUUCCGCUUACAACAGACCAAAAAAGUAUACACAAAGCCGUGUGCGCUCGGUGUAAACCUACAAGACGUUCGAACGUUCGAUUCUUUUUCGAAUACAUUGAAUGUUGAUUUCACACUCUGUUGCUAAUUACAUUGACAAGGACGAGUUCGCGAUCGCCUGUCAUAUUGAUAUUUGUUUAAUCGAUAAAAAAUACUUCUCCCUCGAGUUCACUCUCAACUUUUCCCACUUUUUUUCAUCCUUAAGCGGAUUAUAGUUAUCAAGCCUUUAACAACAGCUGUAUCUUUCCGUGCACGUAUUCCUUCUAAAAAUGUAAAAAAGGGAAGCUUUAUUGCUAGUAAGAUUGAAGGGAAAUUCGAAACUUAUUUCUAGUAAUUCAUUGAGUCCAUUGGUUUCCCAGAACAAGUAUCUUGGCGCUGCUUCGCGGACGUUACUAACCGAAGUUUGAUUAAGCUUACUAAGCCUUUUUCAAUGCGACUAAAGCUGCCAACAAUCCCAGCGGGGGUACUCAGGAUUUCAAGUGGGGAUGAUCGAAUGGAGCCAAAAGUCAAGACCCAAAAAAAUCCUUGGACCAAAAAUGCAGACUAUUGUAUAACAUGUGCAAUGUAAAGUGACACCAUAGUUAACUAUUAAACAACAACAAAACACGUUUGUUUGUACUUUAUUCGCAGAACUACGCAGCCAGGGUACUACCGAUUCUUUUUAAUACCCCCAAAAAAUCCCUACUCAAAUCAAGCUACCCAAAAAAAUACUUGCCAGAUUUUCGUACCCAAAAAAAUCCCGGAAUCAAAAAUUUCAAACCCCAAAAAAUCCUUCGAUCAUCCCCGUCACUUAUUUACAUAUGUACUUCAUGACGUGCUUUGAAAAUGCCCCAAUCACCCUGGGGAGCCUGUCAGGUGCACUCCUAAUUUGUACAUGUAAUUAAGCUUACUACUGGAAGUAUGAAUUCAACCUAUUUUAGAUCAGGUUUAUAUCAUGUUGAAUACAGUGUCAGCAUUAAUUUUUUCUAAAAUAUGUACCUACUCUAGAAACCCCCAAGCUGAUAUUAAAAAUAAAGCGUGCAUCCAAAUCUCAUCCAAGUAGGUUGAUUUACCCUCGUCCUGGCUGUCUUUAGUCUCCCUGGCAGUAGGAGCCAUUUUUGUCUUGUCAUCAGCGUGCAAAGAAAGUCGUGUCCGAUAGCCCGGGGCUAGUGGAUUUUGCUAUCGGGCUAGUGAAUUCUGUUUUUAACUUGCCGGACGGGCAAGUGAUGUUUUUUGAGGAAUUUGAAUAACAGAAGAACUGUGAAACCAAUUCUGCUCGUCAAAAAGCUUUUGGGACUAGUUGAAAUGAAGUCUGGGCUAGUAAAUGCUAGUUUCAGCUUGCCUGAAUGGCAAGCUGUAAAAAUUAGUUUCUUUGCACCCUGUGUCAUGCAACAUUAGUACUCCUUCCCAACAAAUGGCUGCUCACAUUCAAACCACAUUCCUUCCCAGUAUUGUUUUAUCUGUCACUGAAAUGAUCAAUCAUUUAUCAACAAAUUAUAAGAAUGAUGUCAGUUUUCAUGCAAAGAAUGAGUCCGUGUGAUUUCUGGUUGUAUAGAGGUGUCCGCCGCAGUUCUGUUUUGCUUUCUUGCAGUGAAUUGACAUCAAUGAUUUCUGUGAAAUGCACACUUGCUCUGAAGGGAGCAACUUUAAACUGUAUAAAGCUUGGUAGAAAAGCCAGACGGUUAAUUUUCCAUUGCCAAAAUAUUUUUGGCAGGAAACAGCUGAUUGAUAUCAGUUUAUCAGCCUUGUUCGUUGGUCCAGCUGUCACUUUACAGUUGUUGAUGUUAGGGGUCAAAUUUGAUUUUAGGUUAAUUUUUAUUUAACCGAGGUUGAUUGAGCAGUAUUCUCAGGAAAUAAUAAUUGAGAAUCAACCUUGGUUAAAAAAAUUUAGCCUGAAAUUAAAUUUGUCCUGUGAUAUGGACAUUAAUAUUAUAUUUUAAAGCUUGCAUGUUUAUAAAACAAGUCAUUGGAAUUGCAAGUAAAGAAAAAAAGUAUACAGUGUCAAGUGGACUUCAAAUUUAAUAUUUGGCAUGGAUAUUGAUUUUUUGUUAAAUCGAUGCAAUCUUAAGUCGGUUUCAUUUGGAACAACAACUAAUGAAUGUGAUGAGAGUGAACUCAAUGUGCAUCACAUAUGAGGCAAUAGCAUGCAGGUUAUGAUUUGACAGCAUGUGAAAGGAUAAUUUGGCAUGAAGCAGUUAGCUGGGAUUGGCUAAAAUCGGGAAAGAGUGUGGUUUGAAUGUGAGUAACCAUUUGUUGAGAAGGAGUAUUGCAUUUGGGUGACAAGACAAAAAUAGCUGUGAGGGAGAGACUAGGUUGUCUUUUCUAAAUCAUAAACAUGUAAAUAUUUUCCAGAUGUGCAUCACAGGAGGUCUGGGGAUUCCAGCAAGUAACAGGGAGAGGAGCCCCUCUAGCAAUGCCUUGGUAUGUACUGAAUAUAUCAGACUUGGUUCAUUGACUAGGUACUGUAAAAUUCCAAAAAUAAGCCCCAGGGCUUAUACUUUUCAAUAGGCCCUUUUUGAGGGGCUUAUUUUUGGAGGGGCUUCUCUACGGAGGGAAAUUUGCUUUUCAAAAUCGAUUGGGCUAGCCUUAUAAUUGGGAGUAAAUUUACCGUUUUUGCUUUGUUAUACUUUGUAUUUGAGGGCAAUUUUCCAAGUACAAGCCCCCGGGGGGCUUAUAUUUGGAGGGGCAAUUUAACGGAGGGUUUUUUGUGUUACUGGUUUAGGGGGCUUAUAUUUGGAGGGGCUUAUACAUGGAGGAGCUUAUUUUCGGAAUUUUACAGUAUCUGUCUUCAGGAAUGUUUGUAUGUUUUAAUUUUUUUUUCUAAUGGACCAGUUUGUAUUAGGAACUUCUGUCUAUUUUGUCUUCUACCAAUCAGAUCAUGAGCAGGCAGCAUAAAAUUUAUUUCCCCUUGACAAGCAGAUUUUAAACAGCAGAUGCAAAGGUGUUGUUUGAUGUGGUGUGCAAUCAUGUCUUAGAGCAUUUUAAGCUUAGAAACCUAAUGUAAAAAUUUACAAAGAAAAGCGCUAUUAAAAGAAGUCAAUUGUUAAUUAAUGGUGAGUAUGUUUUUGAAAUUCAACAAACCAGAUCUGCUGGAUCAUUAAUUAUUUUUCAGUCUGCAAUGAAGGCUAACAGUGAAAGAGACAUUUCUGUUGUAAUUAUUUCAUUCCAAACUUCAGUAAGACAUCAUCAAUGUAAAUACCUUAAAUCUGUACGUGUUUCUGCUGAUUUUCAUGGCAAAUACCAAAGUGAUGAAGCUAAAGAGGCAAAGCACAACUUGUGUUCAGUAUUUAAUGACAUUUUCCAUUUCCUGUGUUUCAUAAUGAUGCAUAAAUGAAAUUUUAAAUUUACGUCAUGGACACGAUAGGUCACUCGUGCAUCCAGCCUUGUCCUCUCGGGAAGGACUGAGAGAGUGGCGGAAAUCGAGCCUAAGUAGUUAGUUACCAAGAAUUUUUAUUAGCUGGGGAAAAAAUUAAGCCAAACAGAAAUGCAGAAAUAUUUUUAGUGGUAUUAAAUAAACUUUGUUGCCAUGGAUACAAUCACAAAUGCUAUCAUUCAAAGACAAGUUUUAGUAAGUUUUAAAUUCUUUAUUGAACAUCCACUAAAUUAACCCUUUAAAGCCCCAAUAUUCUCAUACAAAUUCUCCAAACUGAUCUCCAUACAUUUCCUUAAAGAAUGAGUUGAGAGAAUUUGAUAAAAGAUCAGAGUAUUUUCUCUUAGGUGAUCAUUUUCUUAAUUCUCAUAACCUCACCUCAUGAUAAUGUAUGGAUAUAGUCAGGAGAAAAUUGAUGUUGGUCACUAUUGGGACUUAAAGAGUUAAUACAUGUAUAUGGCUAACUAUUUCUAGGCUGGCACAUUCAUGGGUUUUGCCAUCACCUCGGCUGUGUUUGGUGGUGUGGUCAUCAUUUGCUACAGUUUGUCUGUGGCAAUUUACAGCCAUGAGCGGCGCUGGUACUGGGAAUCUCAUCACUCAGAAAUGGCCGUUACAGCGAUAAUCCUAAUUCUUGGCAUCGUUGAGUUUGCUAUCGGAAUCUGGGCUUCAGUCUUGUGUUGCUUGAUUGUCAAUUGCUGUUCUUCCACUUCUACUCAGGUAAAAUGAAUCAGUGUUUGCAAAUUGCUUUUUGAUAAAUUCCGGAUAAUUUUUAUUUUUACUUUGAUUAGAUGCUAGGAGAGCAUAUAAGCAUAUAAAUUGCAGAAAUGAUUGAGAAGUGCUUUACCGUGGAAACUCUCAUGAGUGGAACCCUUGGGACGCGAAAAAGGUGCCCAUAACUGGAGCUGGCUGCUUCCGGAAAUGUAAAAAUACAGAGUUUUGUGGGAGUUGAGAAAAACGGGGUUUUGUGAAGGUGGCCAUAUGUAGAGCAGCCUGUCCGCCUACGAGAGUGUCCAUUAUGAGAGCUUCCACUGUAUUAAAAGGUGGCGGGAUUAGCUCAGUAAGUAGAGCGCCGGCCUGCAGAGCAGGAUGUUGCUGGUUCAAUUCCCUUUAAUUCACCACCUCCUGUAAGACAACAACUAAUUGCUCACAUUUUUAGGUGGUUGCUUAUGGGGGGUUCAAUACUGUACCGUUUCCGAGAGUAAACUGCUUGAAAACUGUACCAUUGACAGUGGCGCAUGCUCAUUAACUGUAGCCUGAGAGCACCUCUCCCCUUGGGUUUAACAUAUAUAAACUCUCCUUGAUCUGCAAAUUCUUUAUAUCACGCUCAGCCUUAUCAUUCAUUGAAAGUGAGUUGAGUGACUAUUGAUUUAAUAUCAAAUUCUCUUUUGGUUUCGAAAGCAAGUACAUUCAAUGUAGAAGGGGAAUUUAGCAGUUUAGAAGAAGUUUCUUAGGGCUUUUCACGCAGCCCUUUAAUAACAUAUUUAGUUAUCUGCACUGGAUCAAUGGAGUGUCUUUAUUUGGCAUACCUUUUUUUGCAGACACAAACAGUUAUGUAUGUCAACGGCCAGGGUGUGGUCCCUGGUGGUUACGUCAUGGCACAAGGUCCUGGUGGUGUCCCUAUGGCAUUUCCUGUGCAGCAAGGUGGAGGUGUCGCUACCGUUCCUGGUGGCCACACCCAGGUGGUUUGCAUGCCUCCCCAAGGCAUGGUCCAGGUCGCCGGUCAGCCUCCAACAUACCAAAUGUCCACAUCUGGAGCUCAGAUGGGCCAGGUGCCCACAUUUGGAGCUGAGGGAGGUCACCCGCCCCCCUAUAACGCAGACCAACAAGUAAGAGUAAUGCGUUUUCACUUUUGUUAUUUUUUAACUUAAGCAACAUUUCCUGUUAUACUAAAUCGCUGACGGUCUAAAGACGGUUAAACAGACAACAAAAUUGUUUCCAAACUUUGCUUCCAAACGAGUUGAACAGCGAUAUGGCGCGUUUUACCACAUACAUUCAAACCUGUCUGGCAACAAACGGAGUUGUAGCAAAAUGCGUGAAUAUUAACUGCUGACUGAAUAGAAGGGAGUCAUAUUCCUUAUACGGGAUUUACGUCACUGCAAAAAAAAGUUUUCCUUGGGCCGGCAAUAAACGCAACAUGUACAGAUUUUUUGCGAAAAGUAUAACUACUCUCUCCUUUCUGUAACAACUGUCACAACCUGCAAAAACCUGAUUUGUUGCAAGACAGGUUCGAACGGCGUAGGUGGUAAAACGUGCAACAUCACGUUUCAACUUGUUUUGCAGCAAUCUUUCAAAACAAGUAGCACGGAAUUGUUGCCCGUUUUUCUGUACCUUAAGUUCAACUUAAUAGCCACAACCAGAACUCUAAGGCUAUACAUGUAUUUGCAUUAACUAAAGUUGAAAUGGCGUCUAAGCCCUUUCAAUUCGACGGUGUAUCAGGGGCACCUAACGACUGUUUUCUGUAAAAUAUCUGUUCGGAGAAACAAAUGUUGCCGAGAAUUUUCUAUUAUUUGAGGACGGCUAAAAAAUUUCUAGGUGACCGUUCCGUUCAUGUAUAGUUUUCGAAACUUAUCUUAUAAAUUUCCUACGAUUUUCUGAAAUUUAUUCUUCACAUUUCACUUCCCAAGUUAAGAUGUUUUUCGUAGAAAAGGUAAACGUUAAAUUUUCGGAUUCAAAAAUGUGAUUGAGAGAGGAAAGGGAAAUAAUACUUAUUGCCCUUGUAAUUUCGAAAAGACUCAAGGUCCCCUAGAAUGACCGAACAGACACAAAUUUUGUAGCACCACUUAGAAUGCCUACAGAGAUUUAAAAGUACUCUAGAUAGCCUAAAAAGUGCUUUCAAUGUAUUUAGGAGGAAACUGUCAAUGGGUGCCCCUGACUGUAUCAAUUUACUUUAUUCAUUUAUUAAAUCAUACUUGUUCCCUCUUCUUUGUAGCUUCCUGUGAAGAUGUGAUGAAAAUGGAGCCUUCAGUCUUUAAUGAGUGACAUCCGUUAAUGUUUUGUAAUGAUGCAUCGGAAAAAUGACUUCAAAUCUGCAUUCUUUCCCGGCUUAAUAGAUCUUUCCACGGUAUCGUGACUUUUGACAUGGACAAGUUAGGGAAAGUCCGCGAACAUCAUUGAAAAGGGCGCUUGAAGAUUAAUAACAUUGCCUAGUUUGAAAGUGAGUUGUUGAAAACUAACGAAGAUAUAGGUCCUCGAUCAAAGUCACGAAAUUUUACAGCAACUUUUUUCGCAACUUUGCAGAGACGUAUCACAUUGAAACUUGGCAAUUUUACUAAUAUUAAGGCGGUCUUUCCAGUGGUAUCGACGGAUUUUCCCUAACUAGUCCACGUCAAAAGUUAAAAAACACCGUGAAAAGGUCUAUUGGCCCGAGUGGCAGGCGUUUGAAAGAGAAGGGGAUUCUGGACAGCCGAGAAACGUGAAAGGCUCGCGCGUGCGCGAGGGGGAGCCUCCCUUCGGUCCAUCGCGCGCGCGUGGUCUCGCGCCCAACCUCCCUUUCCCUUCCCUUUCGAAUGGCUUCCACACAAGCUAGUUCCUUCCUUUUCCAAUUCUUAUAAUUUUCCGCAAAACCAAACGAGCGGCAAAUUUAUAAAUUAUUUAUGCUUUUUUAUUUGAUAUCACGCUUACAGAAGCAAGUUUUCUUUAAUCUUUUUAUUUCGAGCCUUUCAAAGUAGUAUUUUUUGAUAUCUUUCCGUGUUUUCAUGUGAAAAAUGGAAACAUCGGGAGGUUUUUUUGGUGUCGCGUUAACUAAGUUUGGUAAUAUUGUGCUAUAAGGUUAUUGUAGUAUUUUACCGUGUAGUUAUUGAUCAGAAUCAAUUUUUCAAUUUUGUAUUAGGUCAAUUGCUUAUAGAGCAAUGUCAGGUCACUGCCAAAAAUCGUCACUUAUUGGUCGUGAUUCUCUUGAACGUUGCUAUUUCCCGAUAUAGCAGCGGCAUUUUUAAAAGUUGAAGAGAGCCUGUUGCUAAGUUAAUUUAUUAUUGUAUUGUAUGUUGUUGUUCUUGAGAACAUUUAGUCCAAAAGCAAGCACAAGGUGUGAAAAGAAACAUGAAAUUCUGCCGCUGCCAUCGCUUCAAAAAAAUUUUCCCUUGCACAAAAUGAAUAAAUGGGAAAAUGAAAUUUAUUCUCAUUUGCUGCUCUCAGUUAGUUGUUUCUUUCUCUAUUACCGUAUUUAUUCGAUGAACAGCUCUGGGCGCUUAAUAAAUUUUUGGACCUUGAGAGUGGGCGCUUAUUCGACGUGUUCGAGGUGGGCGCUUAUUCGAAUAAAUACGGUAGUUAGCCUGAAAAAAAGCCAAUAUUUAAAAUUUUGCGACGUUACCGCUGGUUUCCCCGCGAAAUUGCGGCAGAGAAACGACUGCAGGAAUUCUAUACUUAAGACGUGUCAUUACCAAGAUCAGGUAUUGCUCUUGAUUGGCCAUGCCGCGAGGGAAAACGCUUCAACCAAUCAGGAGCGCUACCUAGUUCUGGUUAGUGAC
Messenger RNA from Porites lobata, 8083 nucleotides. NCBI's taxonomy places the organism in Eukaryota, Metazoa, Cnidaria, Anthozoa, Scleractinia, Poritidae. The record is from the annotation of a GenBank genome assembly.